UUGCCACGACAUAAGGGCCAACAUGUCUCCCUCACUUCCAUGUUCACUUUUCUAAACUUUAAGAUACGUCAAUAGAUGUUGAAGGGCAGCAAAAGAAGGAGGUGAAGAGAGGAAGCGAGAAAAGAGAAAAGCAAGGGCUGAAGAGACCAUCAAUCGCUGUACUGCGCGGUAAGAGAAUAUCUGAGGAGAUCGAGCAGCAUUGCUUGCCACCUACUCAAACCCAUCAUUUCUUUUCCGGAAAAAAAAAAUUGCAGAAAAGGAAGCAUUAGAAAUACCCAGGUCCCAUACCCUCUCGCCCUUCAUGCAGUACUCGCAUAAACCUCGCUCGGGAAGAUAAUUCGAAGAGCGGAAGAGAGGAGAGGAGGAAGGAGGGAGGAGCAGAAGUCGUCUCGAUGGAUAAGCAACAGGGUUCCUGCGAUACCCAUUUUCAUGUUCUGGCAGUAGAUGAUAGUUUGGUUGAUAGGAAAAUCUUGGAGAGACUCCUCAGAGUUUCUUCGUAUCAAGUUACCAGUGUGGAAUCCGGAAGUAAGGCUUUGGAAUUUCUGGGUUUGAUGGAUGACAUGGAUUCUUCUUCACGCCGAAGACAGGACAUGAAAGUAAAUCUAAUAAUCACAGACUACUGUAUGCCUGGCAUGAGCGGCUAUGAAUUACUCAAGAGAAUCAAGGAAUCUUCCUGCAAGGACAUCCCUGUCGUGGUUAUGUCAUCUGAGAAUGUACCAUCAAGAAUCAGCAGGUGCUUGGAAGGUGGAGCGGAAGAAUUCCUGUUAAAACCUGUGCGGUUGUCCGAUAUGGAGAAGCUUCAUCCUCAUCUUCUGAAGUCCCAACAAUUCAUCGACAACAAAAGUAAGAAAUCAAGGAAAAGAAAGGCCAUUUCUCCUGAGCCCGUAGAAAGGAGCACUAAAACUCGAGGGCUAAGAGUUGCGUGAAAGAUUUAAUUUAUUAUCAGAAUUUUGUUUUGUUUAGUGCUAAAAGAGAGAAAGCAUAUGUGGGAUUUGUUGGGAUUCCACUCGGCGCCCUCUCUAUUUGUUUGUACACAUUAGUCUAGUCUUUUUGAGAGUAGCCAAAAUUUAUUUUAUUUGUCUUUAGAGAACUGGAGCAGAGGCCUCUGUAUUUUCUCAACCCAAUUGGGACUGCAUCUCAUCAUCAUCUUGGGUUUGUUGCCAUCCAUCAGAUUUGUGUAAAUAGUUCUUAAUUUCUUUGAUGUUCAA
Nymphaea colorata (pocket water lily) is the source of this 1208-nucleotide messenger RNA. Its product is annotated as two-component response regulator ORR9-like. Bases 393 to 926 code for a protein of 177 amino acids. Lineage: Eukaryota; Viridiplantae; Streptophyta; Magnoliopsida; Nymphaeales; Nymphaeaceae. Gene Ontology annotation, biological process: cytokinin-activated signaling pathway; phosphorelay signal transduction system. The transcript is spliced from 5 exons. The record is from RefSeq and is a predicted model, not a curated record.